AUGCGAACCAAAACGCAGCGAGCGUACAAACGCUUGCUGCAUGAGUAUAGCCUUGGUUUUGGUUUUCGAACACCAUAUCAAAUUCUAGUGGAUGCUGCCUUUUGCAAAGAAGCAGCGAAACAAAAACUCGACGUAUUUGUUGAAUUCGAAAAGACAUUCCAAGAUCCUACUCGACAUUUCAUUACAGAAUGUAGUAUUCAAGAGUUACGAAGGCAGGGUCGAGAUUUUUUUGACGCACAACAAAUAGCAAAACAGUUUGAACGUCGACGUUGUCCACAUACACAUGCUCCUAUUGCAAGUGCAGAGUGUAUGGCACAGGUGGUAGGAUCCACGAAUGAGCACAACUAUGUCAUUGCGUCGCAAGACGAGUCACUGCGUGAAAAGUUACGCGCUAUUCCUGGGAUUCCAAUGGUUUAUGUCAAGGCACACAUGGUUAUCAUGGAACAAAUGUCUGCCGUAACGAAGAAAGAGUUGGAUAAGAAAGCGGCAGAGAAAAAGGGCAUGUCGGCACGAGAAAAAGAUCAAAUGGCAAAAUUACUGCAUACUCAUGAGGAGCAGCCAAAGAAGAAAAAGAAAGUAAAAGGGCCGAAUCCGCUUAGUGUGAAGAAGAAAAAG
This is a messenger RNA of Zychaea mexicana, 615 nucleotides long. RefSeq names its product Fcf1-domain-containing protein. The annotation marks the transcript as partial. The record is from RefSeq and is a predicted model, not a curated record. The transcript is spliced from 4 exons. Gene Ontology annotation, molecular function: small ribosomal subunit rRNA binding. Lineage: Eukaryota; Fungi; Mucoromycota; Mucoromycetes; Mucorales; Lichtheimiaceae. Gene Ontology annotation, cellular component: nucleolus; small-subunit processome.